This is a messenger RNA of Episyrphus balteatus (marmalade hoverfly), 3129 nucleotides long. Its product is annotated as stromelysin-3-like. Gene Ontology annotation, cellular component: extracellular matrix. The record is from RefSeq and is a predicted model, not a curated record. Gene Ontology annotation, molecular function: metalloendopeptidase activity; zinc ion binding. The transcript is spliced from 3 exons. Bases 145 to 921 code for a protein of 258 amino acids. Lineage: Eukaryota; Metazoa; Arthropoda; Insecta; Diptera; Syrphidae. Gene Ontology annotation, biological process: proteolysis; extracellular matrix organization; collagen catabolic process.
AAAUCAAAGAAUUAUUUUUACUAUGAUCGUCAUUCAUUAAGAAAAAGUCGCGUUCUUAAAAUGGUCAUAUAUAGUUAAACCAUUUAUUAACAGUGUUUCAAUUUAUAAUUUUUAAUCUUAAGUAUAUCUUAAAAAUCUAUAAAAAUGAUCAAUAAAUACAAUUUUCUUGCAAGAAAAAGCUGGAAGAAAGAUACAGCUUUCAGUUUUAUAAGUGUGAUAAUUGUUUUACUUUUAACAAAACCAAAUAUAGGAGAAAGUGCAGCAGUACAAAAAUUAUUUAAAAUUAAACACUUAACUUAUUUUGGUAAAACACACUCUAACACAGCUGAUCUUGAUAAAACUUUUCAAAUAGUACAAAAAUACAAAAGUUCUUUGCUAAACGUACAAGAUGAAAGUAUUUGCCAAACAAUAUCAAAUCGAUCCAAAAGAUAUGUCUUACAAGGAUCUCGUUGGCCUUAUAAAAAUCUAACUUAUAAAAUAUCAAAUUAUCCCAAAAGACUGGCAAAAUCUGAUGUCGAUGAUGAAAUAUCAAAAGCUUUUAAUGUUUGGAGUGAAUAUAGUUUACUUACUUUUACAGCAAAAACAAAUGGAUCGGUCGACAUUGAAGUUCGUUUUGAUGAUAUAGAAAAUGGUGAUCCUUUUGAUGGUCCUGGCAAAGUAUUAGCUCGUUCGUAUUUUCCUGUUAGCGGAGGAGAUGUUUAUUUUGAUAUUGCCGAAUAUUGGACAAUUGGCAAUCGACGUGGCAUUAAUUUAUUUCAAGCGGCAGCUCAUGAAAUUGGCCAUUCUCUGGGAUUGAGACAUUCUAAAAGCAAAACAGCUUUAAUGGCACCAUUAUACAGGGGUUUUAAUCCAAAAUUUAAACUUGACGAUGAUGAUAUUUUGGGCAUUCAAGCGUUGUAUGGAAGUAAAAUGAGAGGAUGAAAAAAUAUUCAUUUUAUAUGAUUAAGAUAGUAGUCCCAAAAAGCCAAUGAUUAGCGUAAAACGUGUAAGAACUUAUAUAUAAAUGUUUAAUUUGUCAUCAAAACCAUAAAUAAAAUGAAUCAUUGGCUUUUUGGGACAAAUUGCAGAUUUUACUUUCUCUUCGAAAAAAAACACCCUUUCACCAAAAUUUUUUUUAUGAAAACUCUUUAUUCUUGCUUUCUAUCCCAAAAUCAAUGUUUUUACCAAAUUUCAUUAGGGUGGCCCAUCAUUUUUGUUUUCACUCAAAAAAACACCUUUUUAACCAUGAUAUUUGUAUAGACACUUUAGGUUCUUGUUUCUUAUCUUAAAAGUAACAUUAUUGCUAAAUUUCAGUAGGGCACCACUAAUAUUACUCUAGUAUUACACACUUUUUCAAUUAUACCCAUAUUUUCUUUAGUUCUAAAAAAAAAACACCCUUUCACAUAAAAAAAAUGUACAGACCUACAUUAUUCGUAAUUCCCAUGGGAAAGAGAACAUAUUCAAUGAAUUUCGUAAGGGUGCUAUUUAUACCACUGAUUUUAUCGGACUUAUCGUGGAUUUUUUCCUAUUUCCCAAAAAAACACCCUUUAACCUAAAAUGUUUGUAUAGACUGUACUUGGUUUCUGUUAUAGAUGAAACAUUUUUACCAAUUUUCAUUGGUGUAAUAAUUUUUUCCUAGUUUUUGUGGUAUUAAUCCCGAAUUUCAUCAUUUCUUAAAAAAACACCCUUUCACUCAAAACAAUUUUGUACACUUUAUAGAUUCUUAAUUUUUCUACCAACCAAAACAUUUACACCAAGUUUUAAAAAUUAAUAAAAUUUAAGUCAGCUGUUAUGAUACCUUCCUCACACACACAACUUAACCCAUCAAAAAAACACCCUAAAACCUUCACCCCGAAUUUCAUCAGUGUAGCGUGUUUUUCCCAUGGGUUUCGGUUAUAUUUUACCUGUUAAAGUAGAAAAACAAGCACCCUUGUUUUCAAUGGGCUAUAACUUUUUUUAGAGCAAUCGUAUUGACUUUACUUUUAUGUCAUUAGAAUCAGCAUCAAAAAAUACCUUGAAAACAUGUGUCAUAUGAUGAUAAUAACAAUUUUUUUCAGUAUAUUUUUGACCUUCACCCCCUCCCUCUUGUCCGCGAAAAAACACCCUUCCACCCAACUUUUUUUUAUUGACUUUUUUGUACUUGGGUCUUAUCCCAAAAGCAAACUUUUUGCCAAGUUUCAUGAGUGUAACAGUUUUUUUUUCUUUUAAAUGCCUAUUUUACCUGUACUAUAGUAUUUUACUUUAUAAGUUAGUUAUGAAUAAAUAGGCAUAUACUACAGGGCCGUAGCUACCUCUGUAUCUAUGUAACAGGGCCCGGGACAUGUAGCCCCUACAGAUACAGAGCACAAGACGUUUAAAAAAAAAUUACUAAAAUCUAUGUACCUACCUACCUACCUAAAGUAAAAUCUGAUUAAUAAAAGUACUAUGGUAGCCUUUUUUGGAACAUGUGUCUUUGUGAUGAUUUUUUUUUUCCUGUUCACGUCCUACCAACCAACACCAACAAUAUCACAAUUUAUAAAGCUGUCUGUAAAAGAAAAAUUUUAGUUUAGGAGGCCAUUAAAACACGGUUCUCAAAGAGUUACCACUACGGGCUAUGGAAUGGGCCUUAGGGUAUAUUUCCUGACUGAAUUCCACUUUCUCCAGAGCCCCAAGAAUAGUGUUGGCAGCAUUUUCGUGCUCUAUUAUACACCAACUAAAUUAAAUUAAAUAUUUUGAUGAGAGGAUUUUGCUAUAAAAAGGGCCCCACCACAGCUAUUUCAUUCAGUUCGUCUGUUGUCGUGUCGCGUUGUGUCGCCACAUGCAACAUGCCACAUGCAACAUGCAACAUGCAAAAUGCAACAUGCAACAUGCAACAUUCAACAUGCAACAUAAAAAAAAUAAUAAAACUCGAUUCUAUUUCAUAAUUAUAACAAACCUUAUCCUGAUUAACUCCCAAAGAAACAGAUCCGUCAAAUUCAAUUUAUUUUAAUAGAAUUUCUAUAUAAGUUAUAUAGAAAAUGGUUUAUUUUUCUUUUUAAUUGUUAAUUUUUUUUUGGCGAUUUUUGUAUACAAACUGAAUUAUUUUAAUGAAAAUUAGAAUGUUCAAUAUAUUUUAUUUACAAAUGGAAGUGUAAUUUUUAUACAUAAGAAAUUAAGUUACUUAAAUUAGUA